AAAGGACAGAAUGGACACUUUCCAUCUGCUAAAGGAGGGAAAAGCCUACCCUACCCAACACAGGAAAUCUCAGUUCUCUGCUGGGAGGCACCAGGCCACCUUUCCUGUGGGCUCUGUGAACACCUCCCAUGGAGGCACCUAUAGAUGCUAUGGUUCUUCCCACUCCUCCCCUCACAUGUGGUCACACCCCAGUGACCCUGUGGAUCUCAAGGUCACAGCCUCUCACCCAGAGACCAAAUCAAGAGCUUGCUCUGAGGAUCAGUGCCACACACCCAGGGAAUCAGACCCACCGAGGGGGACCUUAGUGCCAGAGCCCAAGGAGAGAAGCCUGUGGAAGAGCUCCAGACCAGCCACUGAGGACCAGGAGGAGACCUUGUAUGCUGCCAUGAAAGAAAAACAGCCUGAGGAAGAAAUGGAGCUGGACAGUCAAGUUGUCUCCAGCCCAGCUGCUGACUUCCUGGCAGAAGACUUUUGUGAGAGGAAGAGGAAUAACCAUCCUGGGAUGGGACAUGGGAGCACAGAGAUUUCAUAGUUAAUGCCAAGGAGAGGAUAGGCUGGUAAUGGUUAUGGGGCUUAGGGGUGACAGAGAAUGCAAUCCAAUACUGUGUGUACUUGGGCACAUCACUGUCUCUCUCUGGACCUCAACUGUCCCAACUAGGAAUAGGGGAGGAACAUGCAGGAAUGAAAGAUCUCCAGAAAACUCUCCCAGAGAUAAAACCCUCUUAUUAUGGCCUCAGAUGCUGCCAUGAAAGACAAACAACCCGAGGAAAACAUGGAGCACCCAGUGGAUGCUUCUCUGUCUUCACACCUCUCAACUCUCAGCAUCCUCCCACAGUUGACUCUUCCCACUGGAAACACUGCAUCCUGACUUCUGUGACCUACUUUUUCCUUGGUUUUCUUUAACCUCAUGGACUCCUCUUUGUGGUCUUCUCUCCUACUUCCUCUUCCUUUUUCAAUCUUCUAGUCAUUGGAGGGCUAAAUCUUAAAGGAGUACAUGAAUAAAUGAAUCACCCUACACUUCCUGAAAAGAGAUAUCUUCAUAACUAACUUUAUGAAGGAUAGUUUUGCCAGUAAGAAUCACUAAAAAAUAAAAUAAAUUAUACUUAAAAAAAUACUCCAAAGCAGAUAACUGAAUUUGAAGUGAGCUUUUAUUGUAGGUAUCUCCAGGCACCUGCUAGAAGCUAGAGAAAAUUCCCACUGCAGAAACCCAUUUUCAGCUUAGGCUUUAAAGAAGCGUCGCAUUCCCAAGGACAAUUAGUGACUUAGAGUCAAAAAUUUCUAAACACAGUGGGAAAAGGCAUACAGAAACAAAAUAACUAUAAUUUCUUGGGGUAAUGAAUUAAUCAGAACCAGAAUAAUAAAUACAUUUAAUAUGCUUGGGGAAAUAAAAGACAAUCUUUUUAUUUUUUGGUGUUUUUAUUUUUGUUAUUGAUGUUUCUAGGUUAUUGAUUUGAACAUAAAAUGGAUUUUCAAUUACUCAUUACUCUUUCGUUAAAUGCAUUUAAGGUAUUCAAUUCUAAUAGUUAAUUUUGGUUACGAUCUCUAAGGUUUUUAAUGACCAUAUACUGAUGUAUAAUUUACAUCAAAUCUGUCUUGGAAGAAGUACAGACAGAAUGCUUCUUAGAAAAGAAGAUGACGAGAUUUUGUCUCACAUAUUUUGGACGUGUUACCAGGAGGGAUUAGUCCCUGGAGAAAGACAUCAUGCUUGGUAAAGUGGAUGGUCAUUGAAGAAGAGGAAGACCCUCAAUGAGAUAGGUUGACACAGUGGCUGCAACAAGGGGCUCAAGCAUAACAACGGUCAUGAGGAUGGCACGUGGCCAGGCAGUGUUUCAUUCUGUUGUACUUAGGGUCGCAAUGAGUCAGAACCAACUGUACGGCGCCUAACAAAAACAACAAUUUACGUAAAAUAAAAAUGUAUCACUUCAGUGAGUUUAGCAAAUGUGUACACCGGGUAACCAACACCACAGUCAGGAUUAGAAUAUUUUCAUCUUAAAACAUGCCCUCAAGUCACUUACAGUAACUCUCCUCUCCUGCACAGCCACAAGAAAAACUUGAUCUUAUUUUUAUCAUUAUGUUUUUUGCCUUUCUACAAUGUCAUUUAAUUGAAAACUUGUAGUACAGUGUUUUGCAUGUGGAUUUUUCACACAGAGAAAUGAUUUUAAGAUCCAUCCAUGUUGUUGACUGUAUCAAUAACAGUCUCUUUUUCUUUUUUUUUUAAGUAGUAUCCCACCAUAUGAAUAUAUGAAAAAUUGUUUAUUCAUUAACCAGUUGAUAGAUAUUUGGGUUUCUUGAGGAUUUGCAGCUAUUAUGAAUAAAUGAUAUUUCCCUGUACUUUUCUUUGUACUCAUAACCACAGUAUAACUAGACAUUAACUGUGUAGUUAGUGUUGAAGGUUGGCUUCUGUGAAUCUGAGCUCUGCAGGGCAGAGUAUGAAUCCGUGUCUUCUGUAAACCAUGUCCAGGGACUGGCGUGAUGACUAGGAAUGGUAAGAGCCCAGUAACGACAUGUUUACCUGUGUGCUGAAGGAGUGAAGGGUGUGCCAUGGAAAGAGCUUCUGAGAAGGGAGAUAAUAUCUCCUUGAUCACACUCAGCCUGGGAGAGACUGACACCAAAUUGGCAAUGGGAUCUAUUAGCUGAUACACUGGAACUUCUCAGAUGACAGUGUGUCAGGUAGACAGUGGCCAGGAUCAGGGGAGAACUCAUUUUUGUCUGAAAUGUCUUCAAAGAGCCUGGGGCCACUUCAGCUCCAGCUCUAGGUAACCAAAACCCAGGCCCCUGGGGAGAGGCCAUUCCUCUUCACAUGGGGCUACUGAUAUGACCACUCAUGACCGGUAGGUCCCAGCCUCCGUGUGGCCACACCCUGUGCAUCAGCUUCUCCUGCUAAAAGCUGUGGUCUCAAUCUUCUGCACAGCUGGGGUCAGUGGAAGGAAACACCAUGACCCCCAACAUCACGGUCCUGCUCUGCCUAAGUGAGAUGUGAAGAGGGGGAGGGGAAACAUUAGUCUGAAAGAGGCCGGCCCCACAAGCAGGACCUGGACUAUCAGAAGACUAGAGGUUCAGGAGGCUCAAGAGGAGGAGAGGAUCUGCUCAGAAUUCAGGGAACGAAUUUCUCACCUGGAUCUCUCUUCCAGGGGUGAGUCUGGGCCACAGGAUCCAAGUGUAGGCAGGUGAGUCCUUCUCCAAUUUUCACAGGUCCCAUCUCCUCACUGGGCACAAGGUGCCACCACGAGGCAGCUGGGGUUGAAGAAAAGAUUGAUGGAAAAUCCUGGGAGGGUCUGAGAACCCUGGGAGGGUCCUGAGGAUGACAGGUGAGGGAAUAAAGGAGGGAAAUGUUGGGACUUCAGCUGUUGAUUCCUUCCCAGGGACCUCCCCAUACCCACCAUCUGGGCUGAGCCAGGCUCAAUGAUAACAUUUGGGGAGACAAUUAUCACCUGGUGUCAGGUUCCCUGGAGGCUGAGGAGUACCAUUUGGAUAGAGAUGAACUCCAUCACCCUGGGACACUGAGAAACCACUUCAGCCCAGGAACGAAGCCAUGUUCUCCAUC
This is a messenger RNA of Loxodonta africana (African savanna elephant), 3544 nucleotides long. Its product is annotated as leukocyte immunoglobulin-like receptor subfamily B member 3. The record is from RefSeq and is a predicted model, not a curated record. Gene Ontology annotation, cellular component: plasma membrane. Lineage: Eukaryota; Metazoa; Chordata; Mammalia; Proboscidea; Elephantidae. Gene Ontology annotation, biological process: cytokine-mediated signaling pathway. Gene Ontology annotation, molecular function: inhibitory MHC class I receptor activity. The transcript is spliced from 7 exons. Bases 11 to 532 code for a protein of 173 amino acids.